Molecule: messenger RNA, 1712 nt
Organism: Cuscuta campestris
Lineage: Eukaryota; Viridiplantae; Streptophyta; Magnoliopsida; Solanales; Convolvulaceae
Source: the annotation of a GenBank genome assembly
AGAAGAGCCCAGAAAGAAAAAGAAAUGAGGCAGGAGAGAGAUGUGGUGUCUUCUUCAAAAGGGUUGUUUUGCCCCUUUCUCCUUCGCCUGUGAUUUCUUCCAUCUUCAUCCUUUACCGCCCGCCAAACAACCCUUUUAUCUCAUUCUUUCCUACCGAAAGAGAAACUAGCUAUGCAUAUAUAUAUAUAUAUAUAUAUACAUACAUAUAUACACGCACACACACAUACUCCGUGCAUGAUAUACUACUAGUACUUCAUUUCUUCUGCUCUGUUGAUCUGUUCUGUUCUUUUCUGCUGUCCCUGUUUUUACGGAAAAAGAAAACCUUUGAUGAGGCUGUGAUGAUGAUUCUCCGCUCUGCUUCUCUCUCUCUCUUUCUGGGCUUCUCGACAUUUGGGAUGACCCGACCCGUAUCUUGGCGUGGCAAUCCGGAAUUUGCAGCCAUGGCGGCCAGGGCUUUCAGAUUCGUCACGUGGAGAAGUAGAUCUGAGCCUCAGCGUCUCCCGAAUUCGUGUUCUUGGAAAAAUGGGUUGGGCGUCGGUAUGAUUCUGACCCGUAUCUUUGCGAGGCAAUUACUACUGUUUGUUUGAUUGCGAAUUGCGUGGUAAUUUAUUGGGUUUGUUGUUGUUGUUGUUGGACAGGAAAAGGUUGGAAUUUCUGAGAUUGUCCUCCCCAAUUAGAAUACGAACCAUGCUACACUUGCACCAAAAUUGUGCACCCCCUUGGGGUACAAAUAGCUUUAUCCAAAAAAGAAUUAUUACACUUGGGCUUUGUUUGGUUCUGAUGAGUAAGGUCUUGUUUCGGAAUAGAGUUAGCGUUUAAGAUAAAAUUUUAAUGGUGUAGAUUAAUUCUCAAAACGCUAAUGCUAAAUGCUACCGUUGGAUAACCUUUUCAAAUGAUAAUGCCAAACGGAGCCUAAAACUCAUCAACAACCAUUGGUGAUGUAGAUAUAAUGGAGUUGAGUCAAACCUCUCCACAAGGUUCAUUUAUAUAUGAAGGCUUGAUUUGUAUAGCAAGCUAAACCCGAAACCUUGAACCCUUAAUUUUCGGCUGUGAUGAUUAACUGGUUUCUAAACAAGAAUUUGGGUUUUUUACCCCCUGGCGUGGUAGCUUUUCUUGCAGCCAUGGUGGGUUCAACCUUACUUCUCGUAUUAUAUAAGAGAUAAGUUGAAUCUGAGCCACUUUGUUUAUUAAGGAGUAGGUUCCAAUGCACUCUUUGGUCUUGUUUGGGACCAAUGUUUUUAAUUAACGUUUUAGAUCAUUUCUUAGAGCUUGUUUGGGAGUGAUUAACUUUUGGAUAAAUUGAUUUUCACAAAAGCUGAAAGCAAAAGCACCUCAAACUUGCUUUUCCAAAAUGGUGUUCUGUGUACAAAACAGUGAUGGUGAAAAAUAGAAGAGAGAAAGUAAAUUGUAAACUAGACUUUAAUUAUGGGUUUGUGGCAAAUAGUGGAGCAUGCACCUGCCACCUCGUAGUUGCAAAGACUCUUUGCUUACAUAGUUACCUCCCAACGCAAUUUCUAGGAAUAGAACUCGGGUCUAACUUUGCAGAGAUGUAUUGGAUUUUUCAAGGGUGGUUGCCAUCUCUGCAAGCAGCCAAUGACCUCAUUUGUAUGAGGAAACAGUCAAAACAGCCCUUUUGUAUUGAAAUAUUUGCACUAAAUAGCACUAAAACUUAAAUCAUUUCUCUAAAUAGAAAUUAAAUUGUUUUAUUCCCU